This is a messenger RNA of Anopheles darlingi, 2540 nucleotides long. Its product is annotated as probable serine/threonine-protein kinase DDB_G0267686. The coding region runs from base 263 to 1828 and encodes 521 amino acids. Gene Ontology annotation, cellular component: nucleus. Gene Ontology annotation, molecular function: mRNA binding. Gene Ontology annotation, biological process: regulation of alternative mRNA splicing, via spliceosome. The record is from RefSeq and is a predicted model, not a curated record. Lineage: Eukaryota; Metazoa; Arthropoda; Insecta; Diptera; Culicidae. The transcript is spliced from 12 exons.
UGCGCGUCUAGAGAGACAGAGAGCGCGUCGAAUCUUCGGCAAGAAUCCCGGAAUAGCGUAGCGUUGUUGUUGUUGUAGUAGCAGUUGUUGUUGUUGUGGUUGUGGCCCCGUCGUGCUCGCCUCGUCGCUCGCUGGUAGUGGUACAGGUGCAAACAGUGCUCCGUAGCAGAACCAGUGUUGGGUGUGUUGCCCAAGGGAGAAGGGGAGACGGAGAGGGAGGGUGGGAGAGAGAGUGAAUGUGUUACAGGUGCAGCGUACUAGUAUGGAAAUAGCGAGCGUGAUGGAUAAUAUGAUGAAAACUAGCAUGGGACUACACGACGACCGAUCCUCGCGAAACAGCAACAGCAGCAGUUCCGGAUCACCGACAGUGGUGCACGAGAAGAAAAAGAUGCUGGAUAUUACACGAGACAGACCGAUCAAGAUUGCGGUACGGGUACAAGUUCCUGUGAGAGACCAUCCAAAGUUCAACUUUGUCGGCAAACUUCUCGGUCCGAAAGGCAACUCACUGAAGCGGCUGCAGGAGGAAACGAUGUGCAAAAUGGCGGUCCUGGGAAAGGGAUCGAUGCGCGACCGAAAGAAGGAAGAGGAGCUCCGGCUGAGUGGUGACCCACGGUACGCCCAUCUAUCGGAGGAUCUGCACGUGGAAAUCUCGACCUACACCGCACCGGCGGAAGCGCACGCCCGCAUCGCAUACGCGCUGGCGGAAGUGCGCCGAUUUCUGGUUCCGGACUAUCAUGACGACAUACGGCAGGAGCAGAUGUGGGAAAUGCAGGCCCUUAACUCUCAAAAUGCAAGCAGCAACCUGACAACCGCACACGAAACCAACGGUCUCAAUGGUAACGGCUGUGGCAACGGACUCGGCACCAACGGUAUCAGCAUCAGCAGCAGCGGAAGCAGUUGUAGCACGGCCAGCAACGGUAGCACCACCAAUGGGUCCCUCGGUCCGAACUCGGCUGCGGCUGCUAGCGUAGGUGGUGGUGGUGGUGUGCUCACCAAUGGUAACGGUGUCCUCGGUGCCGGGGGUACCGUGGUGCAGAACGGUGGUGGUGUCCUCGGUGGAGGCGGAAGUAACACCUCGGUCACGGUAGGUGUCGGCUCGGACCUCAACGGCAAUGGCACGCAGCCCCAACAGCAACAGCAGCACCAGCAACAGCAGCACCAGCAACAGCACCAGCAGCAGCAGCAGUCCCAGCAGUCGGUCACAGCAGCGACUGUUGGCACCACCAUAUCAGACCUACAGCAGCACGUGACCAACUCGUUAACGCAGCAGCAGCAGCAGCACCAUCACCAUCACCAUCAACAGCAGCAUCAGCAGCAACAGCAUCAACAACAUCAGCAUCAGCAACAGCAGCAGCAGCAGCAGCAGCAGCAACACCAACAUCAAACGCAGAACCAGUUUCUGUCAGGUGAUACGGACAUGAGCAGUCUCCUGCAGCCGAUGGAUGUGAACAUGACGUCGGCAAAUCAUUUCGUAAACUCCCUACCUACGAGUGACCUGGAAGCGCAAACGCUAGCGUUCGUCGAGUCGGCCAAUGCAUUCCUGCACCCAGCGUUACGGGGCGUGAAGGCCGUUAGCUUAGCUCGCAAGCGGCCACUGCUCGGUGGACCACGGUCUACGAUGAACCCCACGAAGCGCACCGUGAUGACGCUGAUUGCGCGCGCCCGGACCGCCCAAGCCCUGCACGGUUCCCGGACGGCACAACCGAUCGGAGAACCGAUACAGGUGAUUACAUCGCCGUUGAUCCUGCAGCCACCGCUGGAUCUGCUGCAGUCGAACGCACCGGGCACCGGGCACGUGACGAAGGAGAACAUCCUUCAAGGCGCCUGAAGCACUCCGUUUCCCCGGUCGCUGGAGCGGAAAUCCUAGAGUUUAUAUCAUCCUGCUUGAGAGUAAAAAAGAGAGAGAGAGACAAAGAGAGACAGAGAGACAGAAGGGGUGCAGAGGCAGCGGUUCUUCGCGAAUAGCAAUUCCCGCAAUAUGUCCGGACCGGUAACCGCGAGGGCAACCGGCAAGAGAUACCUACCAACAACAGCAACCCCUCCUUCUUCUUCAACCUCCCUCUCACAGCAUCAGCAUGCAUCCCUCGCUUUUCACAUUAAGCAUUUGUCAACAUCCAGGUUAGGAACAACAUGUACCACACAACGACGAUAACACUGAGGUUUCACAAUACGACAAAAUUACCACAAAAGCGGCAGUAACAGAGAGUAAGAGAGAGAGAGAGAAAAUGAGAGAUAGCAUGGUGGGUGGGAAAGAUAACACUGGAACAAAGCCAGCGAAAAGCGCGGAGAAGCUUCGGAGAAGCGAACAAGAAGAACAAGAUGUGGGCGCGCGCGCAAAACAAAAAACGAAACAAAAAUGGACAAAAAGCAAACAAUGCAAAACGCAAAAUGGAAUAAAAAUACAAAUAAGUCCUUGGUAGAACCAAAUUGGUGGGUUUUUGGUGAGCGGAAAAAAAUGGCGGAACCUCCCCCGCCAACGCGCGCGGUUCCGUUUUGAUCAUUAUUUUUAGGAACGGUCCACCACCACCGCCAUCACCACC